This is a messenger RNA of Cajanus cajan (pigeon pea), 864 nucleotides long. RefSeq lists its product as uncharacterized. The record is from RefSeq and is a predicted model, not a curated record. NCBI's taxonomy places the organism in Eukaryota, Viridiplantae, Streptophyta, Magnoliopsida, Fabales, Fabaceae.
AUGGAGGAGAGGAGUAUUGUAAAGGUGCCACCCACCAAGAGCCUACCAUAUCCUCAUGCACCUUCAAGAAGAGAUAAGGAGAGGCAAUAUGCUCGGUUCUUAGAGAUUUUCAAGACCUUGCAGAUUAACAUUCUGUUCUCCGAGGCAUUAGAGCAAAUGCCUACUUAUGCCAAGUUCAUGAAGGAGCUCCUCACCAAGAAGAGAAAAUAUUUUGAAGAGGAGACCAUCACAUUGGAGGCGGGGUGUAGUGCUAUCAUUCAGAAGAUGUUGCCAACAAAAUCCAAGGACCCUGGUAGUUUCACUCUUCCAGUCACUAUUAGGAGUUUAGCUAUUGGGAAGGCUUUGCUUGAUUUGGGGGCUAGCAUCAAUCUCAUGCCCUUAUCUAUGCUUCAGAGGAUUGGUGAUUUGGAGGUGAAGCCCACUCGCAUGAUUUUGCAGUUGGCCGAUCGAUCUGUGAAGUAUGCUCAUGGCAUAGUGAAGGAUGUUCUGGUGAAGGUGGACCGUUUCUUGUUUCCCUCUAAUUUUGUGGUGAUGGAUAUAGAAGAAGGCAUUGAUGUACCUCUCAUUCUUGGCCGACCAUUCAUGAAGACUGCAAGAGUUCUAAUUGAUGUGGAUGAUGGGAAGCUUAAGGUGACAGUGAAUGAUGAAGAAGUCAAAUUUGAUGUGUUUGAUGCUAUACACUACCCCAAGGACAAGAGUAGUUGCUUCCGGGUUGAUGUAAUAGAUGGCCUUAUUGAAGACACUAGGAAGCAUGUCUCUUUUUCCACUCCUUUGGAGAAAGUCUUGAUCAAUGUGGUUGAAUAUCUCCAUGAAGAAAUGUCCAGCCACUCAUUGUUUACAUUUGAGCCUUAUUUUGUUUUUUAA